This is a messenger RNA of Aspergillus melleus, 1044 nucleotides long. RefSeq names its product 2-hydroxyacid dehydrogenase (gene TR07). The transcript has a single exon. The record is from RefSeq and is a predicted model, not a curated record. NCBI's taxonomy places the organism in Eukaryota, Fungi, Ascomycota, Eurotiomycetes, Eurotiales, Aspergillaceae. Gene Ontology annotation, molecular function: NAD binding; D-lactate dehydrogenase (NAD+) activity. The coding region runs from base 1 to 1044 and encodes 347 amino acids.
AUGAAACUCGCCGUCUUCAGCGCCAAAUCCUACGACAAACAAUACCUCACCUCAACCCUGCAAACGCACCACCCCUCCCUCUGCGACAUAACCUACCACUCCUUCGCUCUGUCCAGCGAAACCGUCUCCCUCGCCUACGGCAGCACCGCCGUCUGCGUCUUCGUCAACGACAUCCUUACCGCGCCCGUGCUCAAAAGCCUCCACGCCCACGGCACCCGCGCCAUCCUCCUCCGUUGCGCCGGCUACAACAACGUCGACCUCCAAGCCGCCGAAGAGCUCGGCCUCUUCGUCGCAAACGUCCCCUCGUAUUCCCCCGAAGCGGUGGCCGAGUUCGCCGUCGCCCUGAUCCAGACGCUGAAUCGGAAGACGCACCGCGCGUACAACCGCGUCCGGGAGGGCAAUUUCAACCUGGAGGGGUUCCUGGGCCAUACGCUGCACGGGAAGACGGUGGGGGUGGUCGGCGUGGGGCGGAUUGGGAUGGCGCUGGCGAGGAUCUUUAAUGGGUUUGGAUGUCGGUUGCUGGCGUAUGAUCCGUUUGGGGGGGACGAGUUCACACAAUACGGUGCUUUUGUGGAGCUGGACGAGUUGUUGCGCGAGAGCCAUAUUGUCAGUUUACAUUGUCCGUUGACGGAGAGUACGCGGCAUCUUCUUGGGGGGGAGAAUCUGGCGAAGAUGAAGCAGGGGGCGUUGUUGGUGAAUACGUCGCGCGGGGGGCUGAUCGAUACGAAAGCGGCGAUUGGGGCGUUGAAGAGAGGUCAGUUGGGUGGGUUGGCGUUGGAUGUGUAUGAGGAGGAAGGGGGGCUGUUUUAUAAUGACCACUCCGGGGAGAUCAUCCAUGAUGAUACGUUGAUGCGGUUGAUGACGUUUCCGAAUGUGUUGGUGUGUGGGCAUCAGGCGUUCUUUACGGAGGAGGCGCUGGGUGAGAUUGCGGGCGUGACGUUGGCGAAUUUGUUGGAUUUCAAGGAGAAGAGGACGUGUAAGAAUUCGUUGGUGAGGGAGGGCCAUUUGUUGGUGUCGAGGGAUGAGGAGCCGGUGCGGUUGUAG